Molecule: messenger RNA, 9113 nt
Organism: Anopheles moucheti
Lineage: Eukaryota; Metazoa; Arthropoda; Insecta; Diptera; Culicidae
Gene: fmt
Product: serine/threonine-protein phosphatase 6 regulatory subunit 3
Exons: 14
Coding region: 489-3521 (1010 amino acids)
Cellular component (GO): nucleus; cytosol
Molecular function (GO): protein phosphatase regulator activity; protein phosphatase binding
Source: RefSeq, a predicted model, not a curated record
GAAAAAAAUAUCGUGAGAAGAAAGAUUUGUGCAAGAUUCGCUGCAUUAUUCGCAUCCCACGGAAUUUUCUCCCGCAUAGAAAACAUCGCCCUCCUUCAUAGUGCAGCAGUGCUGUGUUAUCAACGAUCGUUUGUAGGGCAGAGAAGGAAGACAGACCUCGUACGUAGCAUGUUUGCAUAGUACACUGGAUAAAGUGCAGUAGAACAUUGUAGUACAUCAGCGCUCACGCUAGAACCAAACCUUGUACACCUCAACACUAACGAAACCACCAGUGAAAAGCUUUAUUGCUGUAGAAAAGACCGCAGCGAAAGCAGAGCUAAUAUAGUUCUGUGUGCGUUCCAUUCGGGGAACAAGCUCGCUGUGUUCGAUCGCGAAUUGUUGCCACCUUUAAAGUACGGCUUACCGAGGCUAAACACUUUUGCAAUCGCUCGGACGAUUGCCUUGUACUUCGCUCUACAUCCGUCAAAAUACGAUUCAAAAGAGGCAUCAUGUAUUGGGACUCGCUAAGUACGCAGUCCGACGUUGACGCACUGCUCAGCAAAGAGGGUUUAACCCUGGAAGAGGUCCUGGAUUAUGAAAACGUUCUACAAGAAUGUAAAAGUCAGAAUUCCAAGCUGUUGCAAUACUUAAAUCGCACGGAGAUAUUCGAUGCAUUGAUCGAUCUCAUCAUUCAGGAACCGCCCGCUGAUGUCGAUGACAAUAUACGCUUCAUGCAUUCCAACAUGGCGUGCGAAAUACUUACCAGUGAUGUACCGUCCUUCAAAACGCAUCUCGUCGAGAACCAGAACUUUCUGAACAAGCUGUACAGUUUUCUCGUGAAGGAACCGCCGCUCAACCCACUGCUGACCUCGUUCUUCUGCAAAACGUUCGGCAUGCUGAUCACGAAGCAGAACGAGCAGGAUUACUUUUCCUACAAAUCUGUGUGCCUGCAAGUAUUAGAGUUUAUCAAAUCGAAGAAAGGUUUCCUGCCGACGAUUUUGAAGCACUUUGGCAACCAGGUCAUCAGCGAUCUGCUGCUGUCCCACAUCACCGACAUCGAGGAUGCUGAGUUAAAGUCUGAACUGCUGGAAUGGCUGAAUGAACAGAAGAUGGUAGCCGAAAUCAUAAACUUGCUGAAGCAACAGGGCCAGGUGCAGAAGCAUUACAACGCAUCACAGUUUCUAAUCGAGCUCAUCAAGAUCAGCCGGUGUAAACGACAGAACGAGCAACAGGACAAAGUCACUUCGGACCCUAUUCUAGAUACUCUGGAAUGUGAAAUGACAACGAAACAAUUGCUUGAUAUCAUCCUUGAGGAAAAUGGCGAAGAAAGUGCAAUCGUUGCAGGAAUUCAAAUAAUCUUAAGACUGCUGGAAAACGCGAUAAUACAAGAACCUGUUUCAGACACAGCACUGCAAAAUGUAAUCGAUGCUGAAAAAGAGCACCACGACAUGGUCGUAAACCGAUUGGUUAACGUGAUCAAACCCCGAGUCGCCGAAUUUGUUGAGAUUUUAAAAAAUCCUCCCGUGAAACCGGACAUAAUUACCACCUUCGGCAUACUGUCACCACCACUGGGCAACGUGAGACUUCAGAUAUGCAAUUUAUUUACAGUAUUAAUAGAAACAAAGAAUAAGAAUGUAAUCCAAUCCAUUUGUGAGACGGACUAUUAUAACACCUUGCUCAACUUAUUCAAGCAAUACCCUUGGAAUAAUUUCCUCCAUAGUCGUGCAAAAGUGUGUAUCAACUAUGCAAUUGGUUCGUUCGAGACUGACAAUGAGGCAGAAUUAGAAGCCCAUCUGCUUACCACUAAUUUACAGCGAUACAUAAUCUCAGAUUGUAAGGUGGUACCUAAAAUGUUAGAAUUAUAUUUAAAUAAUUCACAAUUUGAGUUUGGAAGGCUUGGUUACAUGGGCCAUCUGAUUGAAAUGUUCGAUUCAUUGUCUACUACCUUGAAGCUCUCGGAAGAAAUCCGUGCCUUAGUACAAUCAACGCUUACAGAGGAAGAAAAACAAAGCCUGUCAACGCUCAUUGAUGGAGAUGACAGUCAACUUGCGCAAACUCUAGCUGUGCAGAAGAAAUUUUUGGCUGAUAUGGAUCCUCAUCGUAUUUGUCCGAGUGAUGGAUCGCGUUUUGAUUGUGGUGGAAUGGUUGUUACCGAUUUACCAAAAAUGUCAGUGAUCGAAUUAGGACAGAUGAUGGACAGUAUCAACAAUGCAUUAAACAAUUUCGUCUUGGGAGACUUAGGAGACAUAGAGGCAUCUGAUUCCAAUCGAUGGGCAGAUUUUAGUUCUACAGACCAAUUGCUGGAUCUCGGCAACGAGCCAUCUCGGUUCGGCGGUGAUGGAUUAACCGAGGACGACAGUGAUCCGUUCGGUUUGCGGAUGUUUGGGAUUGAUAGGGAAAAGAUAGACGAUGAUAAUGAGGAUAGCGAUCCCUUUGCACCGGUACAGUCUGCAACUAACGCUCAGGAUGCGAUCCUCGCCAAAGAUAUGCUGAUGGGCGACGGCAUGCUGUUUCAGAAAUCAGAUUUGGAUCUUUCUUCGCUCGCAUCGUCCGGCCUUGUUGACAGUGAAAGUAAUAGUGAUAUGCCCCUUACCGGAGGCAUGGAUCACAACAUUUUGAAAUUUUUACAAGCAGUCAACGAAGCGGGUCCUUCCUCAACGGCAAUGUUGGAGGAUAAUUUUGCCGAUUUCGAAUCAGUGCUUGGUGUGACUGGUGUUUCGAGUGCUGUCGGCAGUAAAAGUGAAUCAGAAAUCAGCGGCCUUCCCUCGUCUGUAGCUACUUCAUCCGAUCCCACGAUCAGCUCCUUUAAUCGACAGUUUGAGAACAUAUUCAAAGAAGAUACACCACCAAGAGGGGACCAACCAGUAAGUGUUGAGACAGGAAAGGCAAGCGAUGGCAUGCUGGAAGAGCAAUCGGAAUUGGAAGUGAAAUAUAGGGACGAGAAAUCUGAUGAACAUAUCGAACAGGCUUCUUCAACUCCUGAGGUUGUUAAUGAUUCAAAUGAAGUCAGUGGCACACCUGUUAAUGGUAAAACGAUCGAUGCAGUACCGGAUGAUUCGUCCGUCGCAAACCCCGUAACCGAACAUAAUUCAUCCAUCGCAGCGUCCGAUAAACUUCUACCUUCGUCUACAGCUACUUCAUCCGAUCCAGCGAUCAGCUCACUUAAUCAAAAGUUUGAGAACACAUUCAAAGAAGAUACACCACCAAGAGAGGAGCAUGUUUCGUCCGUCGCAAACCCGGUAACCGAAAACAAUUCAUCCUCCGUAGCGUCCGAUAAAUUCUCCGAACAUACUGAUCGCAGUAAAGACGCAAAAGUUGAAACAACUGAGAGCGCUACUAUUGACCAAUCUGAAGUAAUCAAUGGUAAUGAAAGCAGUACUGUAGAUAAUACUACUCCAAAAGAAGAUGCUAGCAGGUCCACGCUACCGACUGGUGCUUCUGCUUCGGUAGAAAGUAUCGAAAAGGACGCAGUUGAUUCAAACGCUACUUGCGUAAGCUCCGUUGCCGAUGCGAAUGAUUCGAGUGGAACGCCGGACAAUUGAGGGUGUCCGCAAUCCUGUCGGUGCCUUCAGCAUCAGACAACGCGCCAAUCGUGCCCAUCGUCCGUACGCCAAUCAAAAACACAGACAGAAACGGUUCAGCCAAAGCAGCGCCAUCGACGCCGCCGUCAGAGACGGCGACAAAUACAGCAUACAUCCAAUGCGAACGGUACCAUCGUUCACUGCUAAAUCCACUGCACUCGGUCCACGGCUGUAUAUCAAGAUCGAACGCUGAGUGACACCGUGAGUGGAAGAAGGGUGGUUAUUAAGGUAAGAGCUUAUUUGAUAAUCGCAAGCGAGAGAAUCAGCGCGAUCCUCCGAUGCACAGAGUAAUGCGAACAUAAUCGUUCAAUUAAAUUGACGUAUUGUGCUGAUAGAAAAGUCUGCACUGUAAAGGCAUUUCUGGAGAUCAAGAAAGAUAAUCAGUUUUACUACUCAGAGCAUAGUUCUGGUUAUGUUGUUUACACGCCAACAGAGAAUCAAAACAAACCCAGAGAAAACGUUAUACACAAGAUUUUAUAGUUCAUAUCCUUUUUUUUUUACAUAAAAUUUGUAGUAAUUUCUGCCUGUUCUUUUCAUGAUCUUGGAACGUGUUAUGUUCAUUCAUCUUCAUGCCUUACGCAAAUGUGAUCCAAGGUACCGCAACACAUAAAGAGCCGAACUCUGUUACCUCAAGUUAGAAAUCGCCUACAUUAAUGCUUCAUAAGAUCCACCAUAAUACUUAUACCAUUACAUAGCCGCACUGAUGCCGAAUUACUUGCCAUAAUUCUUGCCACGAUGGCAUGAUGCACCCAUCCGGUGGAAAAAAGUAUGUACCGCAUUGUAACUCAUUUUCGCACGAAUAAUUCUUUCUUGACUAACGGCGAUAAAUACCACUGUCGUGUGUUUGAUUAGAAACUCGAGCAAUAAUUAGUUCAAAGAAAGGAACAAAAAGUGAGCUUAACAUUUACGUUUGGUAAGAUUUUCAUUGAAUUAAUAGAAUGCUAGCUGGGCAGCUCGCACGUUUAGCUCCUGUGUACAUGGUUUAAAUGUAUGUUGAACGAAACAAAAUCUUUUACGACGCAUGGGUGAGUGGGAUUUAAUAAAAUAGCUUUUAUACGUUUCCCAAUUUUACGAAAGCUAGUUUCUAAAGCACAGAUACAUUCGUAGGUGUGGUAAUUGCGGCACACGGAACAAUACUGAUCGUAGUGGAACCUCGUAGCGACACACAAAGUGCGAGGUACUUCGGUAGUGCAGGAGUUGUAGUGACACGUCUAGCAUAAAAGUUAUCAAAUUGUGCUGUGAAACUAUAGUAAAACUUGCUUUGUGUACUAUGCAUAUGACUGGUUGAAGGUGCAUGGGUGCGAAUUGAAAGCGUAAAACUACGUAAUAUACGGCACAGUUGAAAUUGUCCCAUUGAGCUACAGAAGAAAAAAAAUGUUCGAAAACUCGCUAAAGCGCACUUUACCUUUUUGGGCGUAAUUAAUUUAAUUUCAUACCGUUUUAUGAAUAGUGCUUAGGUAGACACAACCAAUCGUUUUUAUGGAAAAAUCCGUUUGUUGAGUCGAUGUUGGGUUGCGAUGGGAGAUCAAAUCGUCGGAACAUGUUGUGCUUUUGGUUGAGUUUGGAUGCCUUUUUCGUCGAUUUAGGACAGUCGCUUGGGGGGAAACGGUGGCUCUGAAUGUUAGGUGGGUAAUUUAUGUAAGCAAACCAAAACUAAAACUAUUGAUGUCAUAUCAAAAAAGAACACACACACACACACACAAAUGGUAGUCACUUGAGGUAUAACAUAUUAUGAAAAUAUAGGGGAUGCAAAAAAGCAACUGUAGCUUAGCUUGACCGCGUGUAUAUUUAUAGAUAACACAAUAGAAAUGCUGUCCUCAUGUACUAAGGUCAGGAAAUUAUGGCAAUGGAUAAAAUCAAUGGUUUUCAAGAAUGCUUUGAACACGUUUUUUUAUAACGCAGUUCGUUACGAAGGUAGCAAUUAGGGAGGACAAAUGCUCCACUCAGUGAGGAUGUUAACUUGGCCAAGGUAACAGCGAGGACAUUUUUGCGUUCUAAACACGCGUUAAAUAAAUCCUGCAGAAUGCAGGAUAAUUGCACUGUGUUAGUCGACUGUCACACAUGCACACACUUUCGAGGAAGCACAGUACGGCCGAAAUUCAGUCAAAGUAAUUAAAAAAAAGCAUGCUGUCCUGAUAGUGAAGCGACACACCACUUGAUCGUUCCCGUUGUAGUGUGUUUGUAGUAAGCGACAAUAAGUUCAACUGUAUGUAGCGCCGGCAGAUGUGUUCAUUUGAUUUGAAUUGCUACCGUUUUGUCGAAGGGUCUUUGUUAAGCUGUAGUAGUGUCUGUUAAGUUUGAUUAUUUUUGUUUGUUUGUUGUGUAUGAUCGUACGAUCGAGCUAAAUCAAACGAAGCGAACAAUCAAUUACGCAUGGUUUUAUGUCUUGACAGUGCGCGGUAUAUGUUCCGCGCUGCUUUGUAUGUGUUUUAUAGAGCAAAAAACAAAGGGUAAUUUUAUGUGGAACAUAGCAACAAUUAGCAGUGAAGUGGUAAAGCGAAAUGCGCGCCUAACCCAGCUGGUAACAGUACGUCCAAUUAUGUUUGGUUUCAGUAACAUAAAACAUGUUUUCCAAUCAUGCGCUUUAUGCUGAGUGAUAGCAACGCGAAUGCAGUUCGUUGCUUAUGAUGCAUUAUCACCCCCAGAGUGCGAGGAAUCGGAAACAUAACAUAUGAUACGUAUCAAGGCAGGCAAAUGGUUUUGGUCAAUUUGUACGUAAUUCGUUUAAAUUAAUCCCUAGCUAUGUUGCCCACCAAUGGGACGAAAAAUAAAAAUAGUUACGUCUUUCAUUCUUGAAAAACUAAAGGAAGUGUAUGAACAGAGUAUGAAUAUCGACCUAUAACGAAAUGAACUAAUUCGUCCAUCAUUAUAUUACUUCAUUGCAAGCUCGUAAAAUAAUAUGUCGUCAGACACGAGGACUGUGAGUUCUGUCCCAAAGCUUUCCUAAGCUGCAGGAAAGCAUAAAACAUAUUUAUGUAUAAUUUUACUAUAGACGGCAAACGGAACCCCGAUGCGCGUUGCUUGGUGUCGACGAACAUGUGCAGUAAAACGCGCAUUAUCACAGGUAGUGUUCAUAUGUUUUUCUUUUGUUUGAGUUUCCCUUUUGAACCAAGUGCCCCGAUUGAAAAUGAAAAUGGUAGCUACUAUCAAUUACGGAAAGCAAAACCGCGAUCGUACGAUGAUUGUAAAUUAGCAUAUGGUCGAUACAUAAUGUAACGAUAUAUAAAUAUAAAGAAAUACUUGGCCUCCUGUCUGUGAGAAAAGUAAAUGAACAAGGAAAAAUACAUAUAUACACUUAUACAGAUAUAUAUAUGAAUUAAUGAUAUUUACAUUGUAAAAACAAAAAAAAAACUAAUGGGUCUUCCGAGGGAACAUCAUUUCACACAACACAAAAGUCUGUGUCUUUUAAGCUGGUAAAACGUUAGAGAGCUAGUACGGCGCCCCCAGUAACUAAGGCGCAACAAGGCUUCUCGUUGGCGCGGAACGCUAGUGCAUUGAACAGUUAGUCCCUAACUCCCUUCAAUUCUUUGUACAUUGUAUGUGUAACGAUAUAUUGCGUGUAUCAUCUCUGUGUGUUACGGUACUGUAGAUAAGUUAAAGCGAGUCGCAUAAACACUCUCAUUCCUAAAUGGCGGCAUUUGUUGGUAGCGCACAAUGCUGACGCGAAGGACCACAAUACAUAAUCUAAUCCCCAUGUAAGGGAUCGCUGCUAGACAUGCGUUAACAGAGAAAACAGGAAACAGUGGUUUAUUGUGUAUGGUGUAUACACAAAUAGUAUUACAGCUCCUAAAUAGCAUAGUACUCUAGUGGUAAAGCUAUCGGACUUUACUAAAAACCAACAGCAACACAUUUUGUAAGACAAAAACACUAAACAUUCUCGAACAAACGUACAAAUCUUGUGGACUCACACACACACACACCCGCACACACACCUACGCGCAUACAAUCCUGUACAGAGGACAUCCAAAAGGCUACACUAAACAUUGACACUACUUAUAUUACUGAUAGUUGCAUCCUGUGAACGCGCCGCACCGUAUAGAGCGCAUCUGUGUGAAUUCGAAUCGAUAAUGGAGAUGGUGGACUGUGUGGACCGAAAACUUAACUGAAAUUCUACGCGAAUGCCAAUGAAAAUGCCACAAGUUAUUAUACGCUUUCGAUGGUUCUUUGUCGGUUUGUUCCUACUCUACGCUAGCUAGCACACACCGGGAAUAAAGCGCAAAACAUGUUUCGCAAACGCAUCAGAGGUGGUGUUACCGUUACGAGCAAACACGAGUCCAAUGCGCCAUUGUUUUGCGUGCUGCUAAAUCUUACAUCCUGUGCCAGUAACGUACACCGAAACGAACCGGCCCAAUCGGUGACAGGUUUUAUGUUUGUGUUUUGUUCAAUGCACAUUCUGUCUCUGGCCACACUCGGUUGAGUAUUUCGAACAAAUUGCUCAAAUUGUGCAAUUUACCUCGGUUCACAUCAAGCAGCGGUGUGCUUGAUCCCGCGCCGCACUGUAGUGAAUAAGAUAGCGUAAGCGAUUUUUAUGUAUAAUAAUGUAUAAGCUAGUGGCGAAAAGUGUGCUUUAAAAAAAAAAACGAAAGGAUUCCCCCGGUGUGCGGAUGUGUCGUCCAUCGGACGGCGACGAUAAGAGCUUUUUUUUUCGAACCAAUGACGACGAAAAAUCACGUCAUAAACCCGUGCUAAAUAAGCCUUAAACCAAACUAACACUUAUCGAUUAUUAGGAUCCGUUCCGUUGCGUGUAAGAGAAUGUUCCAUUACCUUGCGAUACAUGUAAACGAUCCAGGAUGCACACACCGUUAGCAAUUUCCCGUACGAUUCGUUUGGGGUUGGGAGGCGCAAGUUGGGAAUGGAAACGUCAUUCGGACGUCAAAGGUUUAUUAUGAUUAGCCCGUACGGAAGCAAAAUGCAAAGGAGUUUUGUUAGCGCACAACGCAUAUACAUAUUAUAUAGUGAUCACUAAUUCAUACAUGCACGAGUGAGUGAAUCGUAACGCAAGUGGAAACAAAUACAAACAAAACAAAAAGGAAUCUAAAACAUAACUAUGUACUGGAAAAUAAUAGCAAACGAAGAGAAGCAAUAUUUGCAAUCGGAACAAUGAAGGUAAAACUAGCAAAAGUAAAGUGUGCAGGAAAAUAAAACAAGAAAAAAAACAGAAGAAACACGUAUGUUAGACUAAUGAGAGGAAGUAAAACAUAAUUACACACCCGUAAGCAAAUGCUAAAGUAAAUAAUAUAUAUAAAUAUAUAACAUACACACCAUUUUACACUCAACUGAAGAAAAACAAAACAACUGAAAACCAACCAAGAGACAAUGAUUGAACAACAGUAGAUAAAAGAGGUUAGCUAAAGGAAGGGAAGGAAGGAAAUGAAAAGACAAUGAAAAUUAUGAUAAACACAGUUGAAAUGCUCUGUGCGUUUGUUUCAAGCUGUUUUAUUUCCGAUCGCAUUUUUGGUUUUGUCCAAAAGAUGCAAACAUAAAACACACAUGCCUAGGACAGAUUGCUCAUCAAUGCGUUUUUCCCCCCUCCCUCGGUGCCUGUUAGUGAAA